UGCAAGGGGCUAUAGCUUUCUGUGUAACAUACUAGCCACUGGAUUAUAUAUCUGUAUACAUUUAAAGGAAUCAGUGGAUGUUGCCCUCCUUGUGAAGCUUGAUGUAUCUCACUGAUAAAUAUGAGUAAAAAAAUCUGAUGAUCAUUUGAUAUUACAGAGGAAGGCUAGCGCUUGGGGGUUGACGCUUAUUCAGUGAAGGAAAUGUCUGUGUCUUGCAAACAGCAGCGCCACUUCUUCUGACUGUCUACUACAGUGACAGGCAGCUGGACAACAGAACACCACUUCAGGUGUCAUUUAUAAAGCCUGAAUUGUGCAUUGGAUUUGAACAGACGACCAUCGCGUGAAUACUGACAGUGAGCUCAUCUUGCCAUUUCUGAUACAGAGAAUCAUGCACAUCACAGGAGCUGAAAGACUCAUCCUCAUUGGUUAUCUACUGCAAGGUGUUCUGUGCCUAGACUUUGCAGCUCUGAUGCCUCAGAAUAUAGAGGCUCUCAGUGGAUCUUGUGUGGCCAUUCCCUGCUCAUUUACACUGGGAUCUGGAUAUGAGUCGUCCCUCACAGCUUCAUGUAAAGGAAUAUGGAGGAAAGGGUGGAGAAGAGUACACGUGUUUGAUUCUAGUCUCACAGGAACAGGCUUAAACACCAUUCAAGGGAAUCUAACUGGGAACUUGCAGCAGAAGGAAUGCACCACCAUCCUGAAUGACUUCACAUCUUAUUUCAAUGACUACUUUUGUUUCAGACUUGAAUGUGACAAUGCUCUGAAAUAUAAUUUUCCAGGACGUGUCACAAUUGAUGUAAAAGAGUAUCCAUCCAAACCCACUCUAAGUCCAGCAACAGUGGAUGUGAUGGAGGGGGCCUCAGUGAGUUUGAUCUGCUCUGCCGCAGCCCCCUGUCCCUCACUCCCUCCAACUCUGACAUGGACCCCCACACUGAGUGACAGUGUGGAGGAUUUGCAGGAGACUCCGAAUCGAGUCAUAACUUCUAUCCUGAACUUUACCGCUUCACAUGUCCACCAUGGAGAGAAGAUCUCCUGCACUGCGCUGUACAAACGACAAGCUGGCAAGAGUGAUAAAUCAUCCAAAACGUAUCUGACAGUCACUGUUCUUUACUCUCCCAAGAACACCUCAGUGUCAGUCAGUCCCUCUGAUUCAGUGUUAGAGGGCAGCUCUGUGAGUCUGACCUGCAGCAGCAAUGCCAACCCAGCAGUGGGGAGCUACAACUGGUACAGAGUUAUUGGAGAACAGGUUUCAACAGUGGGGGCUAGCAGAAUGCUAACUGUCCAGGUACCAGCAGAUGACAGUUAUUUCUACUGUGAAACCAUCAAUGACCAUGGAGCCGAGAACUCAUCUGUCGUUCAACUAGAUGGAAUAUACCCUCCCAAGAACACCUCAGUGUCAGUCAGUCCCUCUGGUUCAGUGGUAGAGGGCAGCUCUGUGACUCUGACCUGCAGCAGCAAUGCCAACCCAGCAGUGAAAAACUACACCUGGUACAGAGUCAAUGGGACUGAGGCUGUCACUUUAGGAUCUGGAGAGAGCUUCACCUUAGACAGUAAAGCAAGUGAUAGUGGGGAGUACUGCUGUGAAGCACUGCAUGCCCUUGGUGUGGAAAAAGCCACAGUUGUUCAGCUGGAUAUUCAAUAUCCCCCCAAGAACACCUCAGUGUCAGUCAGUCCCUCUAGCUCAGUAGCAGAGGGCAGCUCUGUGACUCUGACUUGCAGCAGCAAUGCCAACCCACCAGUGAAUAACUACACCUGGUACAGAGUUGAGGGAUGGGAGAAGGACAUUGUAGGGUCUGAAGAGAACCUCAACAUCUUCAAUGUAACCAGGCUUUCAAAUGAACAGUACUACUGUGAGGCUCAGAAUGUCCAUGGACUGCAGAACUCUGAGGCCAUCAAUAUCGAUGUGACAUUUGCUUCAGAGAUCCAGAACACCUCUCGCUGCAUCAGGAUUUCAGCUACAUCUCAGAUCAGAUGUUUCUGUGAUAGCUUUGGAAACCCUGCUCCCACAGUGGUGUGGCAAUUGGCUGGGGAGUCUGUCAAUCACUCCACUAACACCAUCAUCAGGGAGGAACCAAUGGGCUUAGCAGGCCUGAGGAGCUCCCUCACCAUCCGCCAAUCACAGGAAGAGGAAAUACCGAGUCUGGUCUGCCUCAGCUCCAACAUUGAUGGUUUUGACAGCUUCUCAUUUAACUUAACAUCAAUGGAAACAUAUGAAGGUUUCCACCUAAUCUCUCUGUUGAUCGGGGCUGGUGUGGGGGCAGGGGUGAUGAUGCUCCUAUGUACCCCACUGCUUCUCAUCUGCAAGAGAGCCAGGCAAUCACCAAACAAAAGACAGAAGGACACAGCAGAGUUCAUAGUGACUGAUGAGGCCCUCUUUCAGGAGGAGGACAAUGUCUAUGCCAAUAAAGCCAUGCUGGAUGAGGCCCUCGGGCCCAACAGGACAGUGGACAGGGAAAUUGAUGACACAGACCUACUCCACUACGCCAACUUGAACUUCUCCAAACUCCAGGCCAAGGUGGCCAAGCAGGGUGAGGGGGAGGGAGAGAUCAGGGGAGUCGCCUCCAAAACGGCAGAGUACGCAGUGAUCCGUCUGCACUCCACAGGUAGUAUCGAGGGAGGGGCUGGGAAGAAGGAGGCCAAUCCUGCUCUGGAGCAGGGGGAUCACGCUGAAGACCAUGGAGCUAAAGUCUUAGAAGAAACUCAGGCAGGGCACAAGAGUGAUGGGGAAGAAGAAGUUGCAAAGGAUUCUGCACUGCCAGAGCUACAGGGCAUGACUAAUUCUGCCCUCAGUGUCCAGGAGUCUACAAAGGCUCCACUGGGACAAUCUGAGCAGCACAACACAGCAGAAACCAUUGUGGAUGAGGUGACACUGCUUUCUGAGUAGAAAGAUUCCUCUAAUGGUGAAGAGGAGGUAAGGUAUGGGAACAUAUGUCAUGGUCAGGUCAUAUCUGAGGCAAAUUAGGGAAAACCUCAGUUAGAUAGAAGGAAGAGGAGGAGAGUAUAAAGGCACAGUAAGCUGCUGUAUAGAGGGAGUAAAGCUUAUGUGCAGAUAAACUAGUGCAAGGUUGUGAAAAAUCACCCAUAAUGCACUGCAGAGACAUCAUCGCCACCUUUCAAACUGUAGAAACACUAUGUCCACCUUUUUUUAACACCAGUUAUUCUACAGUGUCUGUUCAUUAGUUAGAGUUUCAUCUCUAUAUAUACAAGUAUGUGGACACCCCUUCAAAUUAGUGGAUUUGGCUUCAAAUGAAAUCCAAUUAAGGAAUACAUUAGAUUUUGUCCUGCUGAUCUACACAACCAACUCCACAUUUUCAAAGUGAAAGAACAAUUAUACAAUUUGUUUUAUUUACAAUUUAAUAGAACAAAAAAAACAAAGAUGUCUUGAUUGCGUAUGUCUUCACACCCCAGAGGUAAUACUUGGUGGAAGCACCUUU
This is a messenger RNA of Oncorhynchus tshawytscha (Chinook salmon), 3431 nucleotides long. RefSeq names its product sialoadhesin-like. Lineage: Eukaryota; Metazoa; Chordata; Actinopteri; Salmoniformes; Salmonidae. The record is from RefSeq and is a predicted model, not a curated record. The coding region runs from base 389 to 2881 and encodes 830 amino acids. The transcript has 11 exons.